AUGGCUCAAUAUCAAUUGCUUCUCCUUUGCUUGAUCUUAGCAGAUGCUUAUGUGAAUGUAACCAUGGCUGCAGAUGAAAAGACUCAAACGACAGAGCAGACUCAAACCAUGGCUCCAACUCCAAGUCCUUCUAAUGACAAAAACUUGUACAAGGCACAAGCACCUGUGAUUAGGAAACUUGGAAAGCACCAAGCUAGUGAGAGCAAGCCACCAACUUUUAGCCCAAGCAGUGCACUAGCUUCCACAAAUCCAAGUCCAGAGACUGAAGAGAGUCUGAGUAUCGUAGAAGAGGAGAUCCACCUAAAAAAGCACCACCAUUCUCUGGACAAGUCGGUUGCCGGUGGAGGUGUGAUCCUGGGAGGGCUUGCCACCACCUUCUUGGUGGCAGUUUUCUGCUACAUAAGAGCAACAGCAAGACAUAAAGCAGAUACUGCUGCACCUGGUGCUCAUAUUGCUAGCUAG
Messenger RNA from Prunus armeniaca (apricot), 462 nucleotides. Lineage: Eukaryota; Viridiplantae; Streptophyta; Magnoliopsida; Rosales; Rosaceae. The record is from the annotation of a GenBank genome assembly.